Salvia miltiorrhiza (redroot sage) is the source of this 1581-nucleotide messenger RNA. Its product is annotated as lysine histidine transporter-like 5. NCBI's taxonomy places the organism in Eukaryota, Viridiplantae, Streptophyta, Magnoliopsida, Lamiales, Lamiaceae. Bases 124 to 1431 code for a protein of 435 amino acids. The transcript has 8 exons. The record is from RefSeq and is a predicted model, not a curated record. Gene Ontology annotation, cellular component: plasma membrane.
CAGGAUCUAAGAUACCAUAAACACCGUUUUUCACUCUCCACAUUUAUAUAAGUAUGUCGUCUAAGCAGUCAUCAUCUUCAUCUCACUCAACUCCGCACCACUAUAUUUCGACUCUUCAUCAUCAUGGCGGAAUCGCGGCCAAAUACGGAGGUGGACUUGAAUAGUUGGCUGCCCAUAACGGCAUCUCGUAAAGCAAAAUGGUGGUAUUCCGCUUUCCAUUGCGUCACGGCCAUGGUCGGCGCCGGCGUCCUCGGCUUGCCGCUCGUCUUGGCUCGACUCGGCUGGAUCCCCGGGAUCGUUGCUAUAGCCGUUGCGUGGUUGGUGACGUGGUACACGGUGUGGCUCCUGAUUCAGCUCCACGAAUCGGAGUCGGGUAAGCGGUUCGACCGGUUCACGGAGCUGGGGCAACACGCCUUCGGAGAAUACCUAGGGUUCUGGAUGGUGAUGCCGCAACAAUUGAUUGUGCAAGUGGGAUCCGACAUCGUGUACAUGGUCACCGGAGGGAAAUCGCUCCAGAAAAGUUUAGCUCUCAUCACCCCACAAGCUGAUUUUAGAAAGACUUAUUACAUCUUGAUGUUUGCUGCCAUUCAAUUGGUACUCUCUCAAUCUCCCAACUUCAAUUCCUUGAAGAUAGUCUCUCUUCUUGCCGCCGUCAUGUCCAUCAGUUACUCCUUCAUAGCGACCGGCGCGUCCCUAUGGAAAGGCUUCGGCGAGCACCAUGUGGUUCACUACGGUUUCCGAUCGACGUCAACGGUGAAGAUCGUUUUCGACAUCUUCAGCAGCUUAGGUGUCCUUGCCUUUGCCUUCGCGGGCCACAGCGUGGCGUUGGAGAUUCAGGCGACGAUUCCUUCGUCCCUUGGGAACCCGUCGAAGAAGCCGAUGGCGAAGGGCGUCACCGUGGCUUAUCUCAUCGUAGCGCUGUGCUACUUCCCCGUCGCGAUAUCGGGGUUUUGGGCCUUCGGAAACCUAGUGGAAGAUGAUGUGCUUCUCUCUUUGGAGCACCCCAACUGGCUCAUUAGUGCCGCUAAUUUCAUGGUCUUCAUCCAUGUUAUUGGAAGCUAUCAGGUGUUCGGUAUGCCUAUUUUUGACAAAAUUGAAUCUACAUUAGUCACAAAGUGGCAUUGCACUCCUGGAAGACCCCUUCGCCUUGUAGCACGCAGUGCAUAUGUUGUGUUCACCGCAUUUAUGGCAAUCCUCCUCCCAUUUUUUGGAGGAUUAUUAGGAUUUUUCGGGGGACUAGCAUUUGCAAGCACAUCUUAUAUUAUGCCUUGUGCUGUUUGGCUAAAAACCCAAAAACCUAAACCAUGGAGCUUCCAUUGGAUUCUAUGUUGGAUUUCAAUGUUGAUUGGCAUUACUAUCAUGACGUUGGCACCAAUAGGAGGAGCUCACGAGAUCAUUGUUUCAUGGAAGAGUUACAAACUUUUUCAAUAAUAAUUUGGUCAUUUUUUUUUUAUAAAUGACCCAUUAGCAUAGCAUUUCUAUUUUUUCUUGAAAUGCUAUCCAUUUCAUAUAUUUGGCUAGCAUGUUUCAAUCAUUACGACAUAUACUUUGUUCUUUAUUAUUAAUACAAUGAAAUGCUAU